Messenger RNA from Spodoptera exigua (beet armyworm), 800 nucleotides. Lineage: Eukaryota; Metazoa; Arthropoda; Insecta; Lepidoptera; Noctuidae. The record is from the annotation of a GenBank genome assembly.
UGAGGCAGUCUGAAAUUUACUUUCGUUGUGAGACUAUUAUCAUGAGUUUCCAAGACAAAGUGGUGCUUGUGACCGGUGCUAGUUCUGGCAUUGGUGCAGCAAUUGCCAUAAAGUUCGCAGCAGAAGGUGCCAAAGUAGCGUUGGUGGGCAGAAACCAGGAGAAACUGAAUAACGUCGCGAAGAAAUGUGGUAAUCCUGUAGUAAUCGUUGCUGACGUCUCUAAAGAUGAUGACGCCAAAAGGAUUAUCGAAGAAACCAUAAGAUAUUUGGGAAAAAUUGAUAUUUUGAUCAAUAAUGCUGGUAUAGGAGGUAGUACAGAUAUCCAGAAAGAAGGUGUAAUUGAAGUUUAUGACAGAGUGAUGGCAACAAAUCUUCGUGCAGUUGUUGUCUUGACCCACCUCGCUGUGCCACAUCUAGUAAAUUCAAAAGGUAACAUUGUAAAUAUCUCGAGCGUUGCUAGUAUGAGGGCUUUACCUGACAGUUUCGCGUAUUGUGCAUCAAAGGCUGGUCUAGAUCACUUUACUAGAGCUGUGGCAUUAGAGCUAGCUCCACAUGGAGUUCGAGUUAAUGUGGUUAAUCCAGGACCCGUUCGAACAGAUAUAAUUGAAAAUAUGGGAGCACCCAAGGAAAUGCAAGAUGCUGUUUUCAAAAGAAUGCAAGAUAUGACUGCCUUAAACAGGGUUUCAGAACCUGAAGAAAUUGCUGAUCUCGUUUUGUUCAUAGCGAGCGAAAAGUCUAAGGGUAUAACUGGUUCGGCUAUCGUGACUGACAAUGGAUUUAUAGUGAAAUCUUAAAUGAUG